AUGCAUGUCCUUCUAACCAAUGAUGAUGGACCUUUGAAUGAUAAAUCAUGUCCUUACAUCAAAUAUCUUGUGGAUGAAAUUAAUACUUGUACCAAUUGGGAUCUUUCCAUAGUAGUUCCUAAUCAACAACGUUCAUGGAUUGGGAAAGCUCAUUUUGCAGGUAAAACACUUUCAACAAGUUAUAUUUAUACUGAACAUAGUACAUCAACUAAGAAUAAUAAUAUUAAUUCAUUUAUUGGUCCAUUUAAUCUUCCUGAACCUAAAUAUCAUUUGGAUAAAUCUAAAUAUCAAGAAUGGUGUCUUAUUGAUUCAACUCCUGCUGCUUGUACUGAUUUAGGAAUUCAUCAUCUUUAUACAAAAUCAAAGGGUAAACCAAUUGAUCUUGUAAUUAGUGGACCUAAUUUUGGAAAGAAUUCUUCAAAUUUAUAUAUUCUUACUUCUGGAACUGUUGGAGCUGCUAUGGAAGCAGUAACUCAUGGAGUUAAAGCUAUUGCUUUAAGUUAUGCUUUUACAACUAUAGAUCAUGAUCAUGAUAUUCUUCGUGAAGCUGCUAAAAUUAGUGUUAAAUUAAUUCAAAGAUUAUAUCAAAAUUUAGUAUUACAUCAAGGUGAUAUUGAUUUAUUUUCUGUUAAUAUACCUCUUGUACCAUCAUUAAAAGCUGGUCAUACUAAAAUUAAGUAUGCCCCAAUCUUACAAAAUCAAUGGAAUUCUAUUUAUGAAGAAGAUGAAAAUUCAAUUAAUGAAGUUGGACAAUUGAAAUUCACAUGGAAUCCUGAUUUUAAAAAAGUAUAUAAACAUGGAUUACUGGAUUUUAAUCAUACUGAUAGUAGAGUACUUUUAAAUGAAGGAAUUAGUGUAACUCCAUUAAAGGCAACUUUUAAAACUAUUGAACCACUUAAAGAAGAUAUUAUUAAAGAUAUUGAAGAAUUAACUAUUAAUUCAACAUUACCUCAAAUAAUUUUCUUAAUUACUAUACCUCAUCAUUCAUAUAUUUUUAAACCAUUAGUUGAAUCAUUUAAUUCAUUAUCUAUUCCAAUAACUACUGAUCCAACUAUACUUUCUAAAAUUUCAACUCAUUCACAUUUGAAAGUUUUCCAUUAUGGAGAAUAUGAAGAUUUAAAUAUUGAUUUAAUUCAAUCUCAUCCACAACAAUAUUUUAUUCCAUCAUAUAUUUACAGAAAAGCACUUAUUAGAAAACAUUAUUUGCAUAAUACUAUUCAUCAUUUUGUUACUAAAAAUCCCAAUUCAAUUUUAAAAAAAUCAUUCCCUGAUACAUAUGCAUUAGAAGUAGAUUAUGCGGAAUUUUUAGAUGAUUCAUUAGAUGAUGCUUAUGAAUUACGGGAUGAGAUAAAUAAAGGUGAUAAAGUAUGGAUUUUAAAACCCAGUAUGAGUGAUAAGGGACAAGGUAUUAGACUAUUUAGAACAAUCGACCAAUUGCAAGAGAUAUUCAAUUCGUUUGAAGAAGAAGAAGAAGAAGAUGAUGAUGAAGAUGAGGAAGAAGUUGACCAAGUGGACAAAGAUGAUAAUAAUGGUAUAAUACUUUCUCAAUUAAGACAUUUUGUGGUUCAAGAAUAUAAAUCAUCACCAUUAUUAUUACCAAAUUAUGAAGAAAAGAAAUUUCAUUUAAGAAUUUAUGUUGUUUGUUCAGGUAAUUUACAAGUUUACGUAUAUAAAAAUAUCUUAACAUUAUUUGCUUCUAGUUCAUAUAUUGAUCCAACUAGUCAAAAUUUAAAUGAUGAUGAACCAAUUAAUUUAGAUGGACAUUUAACUAAUACUUGUUUACAAGAAGAUUCUAAUGAAGAACCAUUAGUAGUACCAUUUUGGUCAUUAUUAGGAUUAGACAAUAUCACCAAACAAUCAAUAUUUCAGAAGAUUUGUGAUAUUACUCGAGAUUUAUUUAAAGCAGCAUCAACUAUUGAUAAAAUUAAUUUUCAACCAUUACCAAAUGCUAUUGAAAUUUAUGGAGUUGAUUGUUUGGUUAAUUCCGACUUGUCAGUCGACCUCUUAGAAGUUAAUUCAUAUCCCGACUUUAAACAAACCGGGGGUGAGCUUAAGGGACUUAUAUAUGAAUUAUUUGAUAAAGUUAUUUCGGAAGUGGUAUAUCCAUUAGUUGACAAUAAUAAGACUAAUCAUUCAGAUACUAGUUCAUUAGUUCAAGUAUAUCUGACUUAAUUAUAUAGUUAAUUAUAAUUAAAAUAUAUAAAUUUAUAGUUCCGGUAUAU
This is a messenger RNA of Scheffersomyces amazonensis, 2222 nucleotides long. RefSeq names its product putative tubulin tyrosine ligase. Gene Ontology annotation, cellular component: P-body. Gene Ontology annotation, molecular function: hydrolase activity; ATP binding. Bases 1 to 2172 code for a protein of 723 amino acids. Lineage: Eukaryota; Fungi; Ascomycota; Pichiomycetes; Serinales; Debaryomycetaceae. The transcript is spliced from 2 exons. Gene Ontology annotation, biological process: protein modification process. The record is from RefSeq and is a predicted model, not a curated record.